This is a messenger RNA of Carya illinoinensis, 2078 nucleotides long. RefSeq lists its product as uncharacterized. NCBI's taxonomy places the organism in Eukaryota, Viridiplantae, Streptophyta, Magnoliopsida, Fagales, Juglandaceae. The transcript has 6 exons. Bases 469 to 1596 code for a protein of 375 amino acids. Gene Ontology annotation, molecular function: DNA-binding transcription factor activity. The record is from RefSeq and is a predicted model, not a curated record. Gene Ontology annotation, biological process: regulation of DNA-templated transcription.
UUUGAUAUUUUCCUUUUUAAUUUUUAUUAUCUUUCGUUUACAUUCUAUAUUUUAUCGAUGCCAGCCUAUUAUUCAACCCUCCCGCAGGCCACAGUUCCUCAACAGGAGUGAGAAACUAGAGAGAGAGAGAGAGAUUCUUCCAGGGAGGGAAACAUAAAAUAAACCCUAGGAGAAAGAAAGCUAGCUACGAUUUCAUUCCCACAAUCCUUUCUGAAUUUUCAAUUCGAGAUCUCGAUUCUUCGUUCCAAAGACUCAGAUAUGGUGGUCAGGCAUGAUUGCUGGUGCAUGUCUCUGUUCUUUUCUCAUAUUCUUAAAUAAGUUUCCUCAUUUUGAAGAGUCCUAACUAGUAGGCAAUAAUAACCUAGCUAGCUGGGACACUUGAGAGAAGCUAAGGGUUUGGGAGAACUACGGGACUUUACAAUGUUAUGUAAUGCUCCGAUCAAAAACUAUGGGUCUGGUACUUAGGCUAUGGCAAGUUCCAAGGGGUCAUCAAGUAUUAAAAAUUUUAUGUGCUCUGGAAAGCAUGCUUUACUUCCUCCUAAAAGUCCAUUUCCCAGUGUUUCCCCACCAUAUGCUGAUUUCCCUAGUCCUGCAGUUGGAUCAAAAUCCAUUCAGAAGCCUAGAGAGGGAAAUGUACACCACCAACGAACUUCGUCCGAGAACCUGCUCCUAGAGGAGCAACCUUUUUGGCUUGAUGAUCUUCUUAAUGAACCAGAAGCACCUAUUCGCAGAGGGGGUCAUAGGCGCUCAUCAAGUGAUUCCUUUGCUUACAUUGAUGCAGCACAUGUUUCUAACUUAGAUUGUGUAGCUCAGGACAAGUACAAAUAUAAGAAUUUGAUUUCUGUACCUUCUUGGGGAUCUGAAGACUUUGAUCAUCACAAAGAUGUGCAGCAUGCUUCAUUAUAUGCAGACUUCAACUUGACAAAGCAGAAUAAUAGGGCAUGGGAACCAUCUUACAAUGCUGUGACUAACCCAAGCAGCCAUUCUAUCAGGGAUAACACCAUUCGCCAGAGUUCAGGAUCAUCAUGUUUACUACAGGAAGCUGAUGGGUUUCAAUCUACAGAAAGCGAGAAGCAGGGCCAAGUUGAAUACAGUUCACAAGAUGCAAAAGCUUUUUCUGAAAGAAUGGAUGGUUCUCAUGCUAAGGCUUCUGCUUCCGAGGCGGAUACAAAACGUGCUAAGCAGCAAUUCGCUCAACGUUCACGGGUCCGGAAGCUUCAAUACAUAGCUGAGCUCGAAAGGAACAUACAAGCUUUGCAGGCAGACGGGUGUGAAGUUUCAGCUGAACUUGAAUUUCUCAACCAGCAGAAUCUUAUUCUGAGCAUGGAGAAUAAAGCCCUUAAACAACGGUUAGAAAGUCUAGCUCAGGAGCAGGUCAUCAAAUACUUGGAGCAAGAAGUAUUGGAGAGAGAGAUUGGGCGGCUACGAGCCUUGUAUCAGCAGCAACAGCAUCUACAGCAACAGCAACAGCAGCCAUCUUCUAGCCAUCGACGCACCAACAGCAGAGACCUAGAUUCCCAAUUAGCCAACCUCUCUCUGAAACACAAGGAAGCCAAUUCAGGCCGUGACCCUGUAACGGGUCCACUUCGCAUAUAGGUUGUGAUCUGUCAAGAGCUGUGUAUGUUUCCCACCUCGAUAGGCAUUGCCCUGUCUGUGACCAAAUUUGCCAUUUCCCCUGUGCGAAAUAACUGAUGCCCUCUCUCUGCCAGAUUCUUGCCGUUUCAUUCCUUUUUUUAACCUGUUAACCUGAUAUCUUCAUGUGCACCUGGUAGUCAUAGCCAGAAAAUUAUUCAUUUCUGACAGGUGACUUAUCGGAGGUGGUAACUCAAAACAGAUUUGAUGUGUCAAUCUGUAUGUUUCAGAGAACAUUAAUCCAUUGAAGUUUUUUCUCCAUUUGUUGCCCAUUGAGAAUUCCACAUUUGUGGAGUUGAACCCCGUGCAGAGAUCUUUAGCGCAGUUUGGAUGUACACCCGUUAUGGCAAGAUAAUGCGUACUUGUAAAAUGUUUUUAAUGAAACCCAUGUUUAUUAUUGGGUUUUGUUUUUGGUAUGGUGAGAAAUUUAAUUUCUUGAAUGCACA